Messenger RNA from Suillus discolor, 903 nucleotides. RefSeq lists its product as uncharacterized. The record is from RefSeq and is a predicted model, not a curated record. The transcript has 4 exons. Lineage: Eukaryota; Fungi; Basidiomycota; Agaricomycetes; Boletales; Suillaceae. The coding region runs from base 59 to 568 and encodes 169 amino acids.
GACGGAAGCUGGAUGUCGCAUCUUGAUCAACAUACUCUUGUUGAGAGUUGUAUCGGUCAUGUCUCCGGAUACCACGACGGUGAACAUAAUUCCAGAAUUCCAUAUCCCUAGCACGAUCUUCAACCAACUUGAUGGGUCUGCCAAACGUUCGUUCAGUGGGGUCAUUGACUUCCUGGUGACUAAACUCCCCGCUAAGUACACCGCAUUCCUCCUGAACAAUCCAACCACAGCACUGGCGGCUCUCGGAAACACCCAGGAACUAAUGUCGUCCAGCAUCUUCGAAGCUGAGCUCGAUAGGGUUCAGGUUGGUCUAUCUCGAGCUACAAUUGCUGCGGCUUCAUAUUGCCAAUUGCGGGGCUUAAAUGUCAUCAGGGGUGUUGUCACCAGCGGAGAACAGUGGAUUUUCUUCGUGUACAAAAGGCACCCAGAUGGUACUGGGCGAGUUCUAUCUUCUGAACAAUACACUUUAGGAGAGAAUCUUGAAGGUCUAGCCUUGGUUCUUGGCCUCUUGAGGGAUUCGAUUGAUAACACAACUAGCUCCGACCAUACAUUCUUCACUACUACGUGACAGAUAUAUGGUCGUACAUAGGGCCUGAUAUGGGUAGAAGGUGCCCGAGUACCCGCCCGGGUGGAACCCGCAGGUAGCGUGUGGGUCGGGUGCUACGGGUUUCAGAAGCCAGCUGAGGGGUGUGAUCUUGAGCAAGGUGGAAGGGAGGAAGGAAAGGUGCAAGAAUACGUCACUGGAGCUCCCAUAAUACUGUCCACGACAUUAAAACCUAUCAUUUAUAGUACUUUAUACGCGACAUGCACGAACAUGUGAGGAUUCCCGCCGCGACAAACGCUAGGAGCGGUAGUUUGGCUGAUUGGUACGGUACCAAGAUGGAGCUGAGCCAUAAAUGCCUU